GCGCGCCCUCCUGUCAGUGACAGCUCGCGCGAGCUCUGCGUUUCCACGGUAACGAGCGCCGCCCGGCUCCUGUCAGGCUAAGUGUGAUGGAGGCCUCGGGAAUCGGGUCAGCGGUGAACGGGGGCCCAAAGCUGCCGCCGCCGCCUGAAGAUGAGCCUCCGCCUGGCAGGGACAGGCUGGCGGGGAUACAGAAGGGCAGCAGCGUCUGCUCGCGCUCGUACUUCGUGGUGGUGAUGGUGUUCGUGCACGUCUACAUCCUCAAUGUCAUCGCUCUGCUGUUCUAUGUCUACUACACCAACGGCAACAACCACGGGGUCGAGGGGCCCACCCCGGGCCCUCCAGCACCAACGACCGGGACACCAGCCCCCCAGCACAAGGCUAGGCUGAGGCAUGAGCAGGACAACUCACCGUACACCUACCUGCCCAGGCUGGAGGGUAUCAAGGUUGGACACACGCAGAAAGUGGAGCUGGUUCUAAACAAGGUCCACGACGUCAAAACCUUGAGUCUAAAGCCGCUGCUGUUUGAAAUCCCACAUUUUCUGACCGAGGAAGAGUGCAAACUGCUCAUUCACCUGGCACAGUUAAAGGGACUGCAGGCAAGUCAGAUUUUGCCUGUAGAUGGAUAUAAAGAAGCCAUGGAGAACCUGGAGAUAAGCAAGGCCGAUAUCUUUAAUCUUCUGGACCACAACCAGGAUGGACAACUUCAGAUAAAGGAAGUAUUGACCCACUCCCGACUCGGAAACGGCAGAUGGAUGACCCCUGAGAAUAUUCGGGAAAUGUACACCGCGGUUAAGGCCGACCCAGAUGGCAAUGGAGUCCUGAGCUUGGAGGAAUUCAAGAAAUUAAAUCUCGGGGACUUCCAUAAAUACUUGGGGAACCAGAGGAUCACCAUGAGCGACUUGGUCCGGAAUAGUCAGCACACCUGGCUGUACCAGGGAGAAGGAGCUCACCACGUGUUACGAUCCAUUCGUCAGAGAGUCAUCAAAUUAACGCAACUCCCUCCAGAAGUGGUGGAGAACAGCGAGCCCUUGCAGGUGGUGAGGUAUGACGCAGGCGGCCACUACCACGCUCAUAUGGAUAGCGGGCCGGUGUUCCCAGAGACAGCAUGCGCGCACACCAAGCUCACUACCAAUGAAUCUGCACCCUUCGAGACCUCAUGUCGGUAUGUGACGGUUUUGUUUUACCUGAAUAAUGUCACCGGGGGAGGUGAAACGACAUUCCCGAUAGCUGACAACAGAACGUACGAGGAAAUGUCCUUAAUCCAAAAUGAUGUUGACCUGAGAGACACACGGAAGCAUUGUGAUAAAGGAAACCUUAGAAUAAAGCCACGGCAGGGUACAGCAGUCUUCUGGUACAAUUACUUGUCAAAUGGCAAAGGCUGGGUGGGAGACCUGGAUGAGUUUGCCCUCCACGGAGGCUGCCUGGUGACAGAAGGAACCAAAUGGAUUGCCAACAACUGGAUUAACGUGGACCCCAACAAGGAGCGUCAGCUCUGGUUCCAACAGGAGAUGGCACGAUACGCCAAAGAUGAAAACGAGAGUCAGAAGGAUUGGACAGCCGAUACAUCGUACAAGGAUGUGCACGUGGAUUUGUAAUCGGAAGACCAGCCUUGCACCAGCCUUGGGCAGAGGGUACAUUCUUGGGUCCUGAGCACAACAAUACCUUACCCAGCUAUCUUAAUGCACCCUUUCUCAGUUUUCUUGCAGGCGUGUGAGUUGGGGCAACUUGGAAGAGCUGAAUGAAUCAGUCUUCCUGAAGCCUCUGUUUAAUCGCACACGGUGAUAGAGUGCACCAACAGGCAAACCGUGGAGGACUUGGGAGAACACGAUUUGUGUUGGUCUGGUACUGAGAAGGUUUAAGAAACAACAGAAGGAGGUAGUAAAGA
This is a messenger RNA of Spea bombifrons (plains spadefoot toad), 1885 nucleotides long. It is a transcript of the gene P4HTM, whose product is annotated as prolyl 4-hydroxylase, transmembrane. Bases 87 to 1595 code for a protein of 502 amino acids. Gene Ontology annotation, molecular function: procollagen-proline 4-dioxygenase activity; iron ion binding; L-ascorbic acid binding. Gene Ontology annotation, cellular component: endoplasmic reticulum. Lineage: Eukaryota; Metazoa; Chordata; Amphibia; Anura; Pelobatidae. Gene Ontology annotation, biological process: peptidyl-proline hydroxylation to 4-hydroxy-L-proline. The transcript has 9 exons. The record is from RefSeq and is a predicted model, not a curated record.